AUGUCCCCUUCCGUGGAAGGUCUCAACCUCCACCCUUACCUCCUCUUACCAGGGGAUUCCAAACGACUGGCCACGCUCCUCGAGUCCUUAAUCAGAAGCUCCAGCUCAUCCGCUCCCCCGUCCACCUCAACCAGCCCAACCGAAACCACCACCACCACCACCACCACCACCACCAGCAGCAGCCCCUCCUUAACCCCUUCUCCCGAACUCAAGCUCUAUUCCGACAUCCUCUACGCGAACCACCAUUCCCUCGGCCUGUCCCUCUCCUACAAACCCAAUUCCAAAACGUCCAAACUGCCCAAAGUCAUCGACGAGAUCAACUGGGCCAAACUCAAGUUGGUCGGAGUGGAUGUGUACAACCCUGAAACGUGGAAGGGUCAGGAAUCGAAGGGAACUGAGAAUAAGAAGAAGUUAGAGUAUAGGCCGUUUCCGCGAUACCCGAUCGUCAUUUCGGUACCUGCUUCAGCGGUGGCCGACGCGCCCACUUCCACCACCACCAAGAACACUACCACCGCCACCUCGGACCCAUCCAGCCCUACCACCGUCCUCGUCCAUCCCACAACUCAAGCCCACGAUUUCACCUCUUCCUUAGGCGAACCCGAUCGAAAAGGAGGAGGAGCAGGCUCGAUGGGGAUUUGGUGCGAAUGGACUCAAUUGGGAGUGAUGGUUGAAUUUGCCAGUGCUGGAUUGGAGGCUUGGGAUAAGGGGAGGGAUGUGAGGUGGAUGGUGCUUAGUUUGUUUGAGAGGGGCGAUGAGGUGGUCGUGGAGGGUGCAGAGGCGAAGGACCGGUGA
Molecule: messenger RNA, 792 nt
Organism: Microbotryum saponariae
Lineage: Eukaryota; Fungi; Basidiomycota; Microbotryomycetes; Microbotryales; Microbotryaceae
Source: the annotation of a GenBank genome assembly